CCGGGACCGCUUCUAGUAGUUUCUAGGCGCUGCGAGCUAGCGGGAGGGACCAGCGAGCUAGACAAGGUCCUGCGGCGCGGUGGUUGCUGUGGCUGGCUCGGAGCUGGUGGCGGCGUGCUAAGGAGAAGCCGAUGGCCAAGUGGGGUGAAGGCGACCCGCGCUGGAUCGUGGAGGAGCGGGCCGACGCCACGAACGUCAACAACUGGCACUGGACAGAGAGGGAUGCUUCAAAUUGGUCAACAGAUAAGCUGAAAACCCUAUUCCUGGCAGUGCAGGUGCAGAAUGAGGAAGGCAAGUGUGAGGUGACAGAAGUGAAUAAGCUCGAUGGAGAGGCAUCAAUUAACAAUCGCAAAGGCAAACUGAUCUUCUUUUAUGAGUGGAGUGUCAAACUUAACUGGACAGGUACCUCGAAGUCUGGAGUACAGUACAAAGGGCAUGUGGAGAUUCCUAAUUUGUCUGAUGAAAACAGCGUCGAUGAAAUAGAGAUUAGUGUGAGCCUUGCCAAAGAUGAGCCUGACACAAAUCUCGUGGCCUUAAUGAAGGAAGAAGGGGUGAAACUUCUAAGAGAAGCCAUGGGAAUUUACAUCAGCACCCUCAAAACAGAGUUCACACAAGGCAUGAUCUUGCCUACAAUGAAUGGAGAGUCCGUAGACGCAGCUGGGCAGCAAGCACUGAAAAAUGAGGAGCGCAAGGUUAAGUCUUCUGCUCCUUCAAAAUCCCAAUCUAGACCUGUUGGUGUAAAAAUCCCUACUUGUAAGAUCUCCCUUAAAGAAACCUUUCUGACAUCACCUGAGGAGCUCUAUCGAGUGCUUACCACCCAAGAGCUGGUCCAGGCCUUCACCCAUGCUCCUGCAGUGCUUGAAGCAGACAAAGGUGGGAAGUUUCAUCUAGUAGAUGGCAACGUCUCUGGGGAGUUCACCGAUCUGGUACCCGAGAAACAUAUUGCAAUGAAGUGGAGGUUUAAAACAUGGCCAGAAGGGCACUUUGCCACCAUCACCUUGACUUUCGUUGACAAGAAUGGAGAGACUGAGCUGUGCAUGGAAGGCCGAGGCAUCCCUGCCCCAGAGGAAGAGAGGACGCGGCAGGGCUGGCAACGGUACUACUUCGAAGGCAUCAAACAGACCUUUGGCUAUGGCGCACGCUUGUUUUAGGGCUUGCAGCAGGGUGCUACCACCUGCCCAAUGCAUCAGUCCAGCCCUUCUCCUGACCAGGGCUUUGGGACUCAAAGGAUUGCACCAUCCCAACCAAUAAUUUGAGCCCCAGGCUCGUUCCCUCCACAUAUACCAUGGGUUUGUGCAUGUAUUCUGCAGGGUGGGAUCAAAGGAUGAUUUCUCUUUUAUGUGUACAUAACGCUAAAUAAAAGUAAUUUUUAAAAUGCA
Molecule: messenger RNA, 1379 nt
Organism: Suncus etruscus (white-toothed pygmy shrew)
Lineage: Eukaryota; Metazoa; Chordata; Mammalia; Eulipotyphla; Soricidae
Gene: AHSA1
Product: activator of HSP90 ATPase activity 1
Exons: 9
Coding region: 132-1151 (339 amino acids)
Biological process (GO): protein folding; positive regulation of ATP-dependent activity
Cellular component (GO): cytosol
Molecular function (GO): ATPase activator activity; protein-folding chaperone binding
Source: RefSeq, a predicted model, not a curated record